CAUUCGCAAUAGGGGUGGCCUAUUAUGGUAUCCGACAGAUGGUUGCGGAGGGAGUUUUACUCACUUUUGACAGAUUUUGGUAUUAUCGAAACGCUCGAUAAUGCACAAACUUAUGUGUUUUAGGAAGCGUACAACGACCAGGGAGCAAUGUAAAUGUUUAGUUUCCAAAAUGAAGGAGCAUCCGGACAUAGCAAAAAAUUUUACUAAAAAUGCACCUGAUUUGGUAGAAAGAUUUUGGGAAAGUGUGCGAGAGGAGUUGAAUUCGAUUGGACCGCCAUCAAAAACCAUUGCAGAAUGGAAAAAGGUUUGGUCGGACUAUAAAUCGGCAAAAAAGAAGAAGCUCGCGCAUAACAAAAGAGAGCUACAUGCGACUGGUGGAGGAGAAAAUAGGGAAAUUCCCUUAACAUCUAUGGAAGAAGAAGUUGCUAACCAUGUGUGUCUUAAUGAUUGCGUUGGGGGUAUUAGAAACUCCAAACAGUUUGGAGUGCCACAGGGGAGAAAUUAUGAUGACGCAGUUCCAUCUACAUCGAGAAAUGUUCCACAGAUGAGAGCUUCUGCUAUGAGAGAUGUACCGCAGGAGAGAAUAUCUGAGGACACUUCUCCACCUACUCGGAGAGAUUACGAUGGUCAUGAAGACGUAAAUAUUGAGAAUGACCAAAAUAUUUCUAACCAAAGAAGAAAAAAGAGACCCGAGCAAUUCGAUUUAUUAGAGAAGCAAAUAGGGGUUCAAGAAAGACUGUACGAAAAAGUGUCUGAGGCUGUUGAGAACCAACAGGAAUAUUUUCAACACAUGAGGGACCAUUUAAAAAGACUGAAUAGAUCAGUAGAGAGGCUAGGCGACCAAAAAAAGAAAAAUAAUGAAAUUCUACAGAAUACUCUUGAAGAGAUUAAAAGACAUAACGCUGUGAUGGAAAAGGCUGCUAUAGAAAAAUUAAGAUUAAAAACGGAACUUUUAAAUAUUGAGUUAAAUAACGUCAACAGACACCUUAAUUCUUAAAAUAAAUGGGGCCUGACAAUUUUUUUUAUGAGAUUUGUUUUUAUUUUAUAUUGGAUUUUUUUUUAUAACUGUAGUGCCUGAAUACUUUCUGAACAGGAAGGCUUUAUUAUUUAAGUUUUUUUCUGUUUUUUUGAAAAUACUGUGUAUGUAAAUCAAUGAAGUGAUAUGAUUUUAUUUUUAUCUACAUCCUUAGUGUGUAGACAACUUUGUGCAACACUUUGCCAGGAAGGCUUUUUACUUAAAUAUUAAGAAAUAUGUAUGAAAAUGAAUUUUGUGAUAAUAAAUAGUUUUAUUUUACAAAAAGCUACGUAACAUCCCAUUGCGAAUUUGAGUGGCUUCAUUUGUAUAUCGUUGAGGUUGUACAGGUUCGCCUACAUAUUCAUCGGGUUCGUAGACUUCCUCUUGGUAUUCGUCGGAAAUAUUAUAAUGUAUCCGAAUGUUGUGAAGUGCUGCCGCACCGUGUACAAUUUGAACCACUUUCUAAGCAGCAUAAUGUAGUUGGCUAGCAGAAAGGAGACAUCGGCACCAGUUCUUCCAAACGCCUAUGGUCCGUUCAACAAUAUUACGGCCUUUACUAUGGCUUUUAUUAAAUCUGCUUUCUGGACUAUCAACGCCUGCACUUCGAAAGGGUGUUAUAAGCCUGGGUAACAGU
This is a messenger RNA of Rhagoletis zephyria (snowberry fruit fly), 1649 nucleotides long. RefSeq lists its product as uncharacterized. Lineage: Eukaryota; Metazoa; Arthropoda; Insecta; Diptera; Tephritidae. Gene Ontology annotation, cellular component: nucleus. The record is from RefSeq and is a predicted model, not a curated record.